CUCUCGCUCUCAUCGUCUCCUCUCUCUCUCUCUCUCCCAUGUCUCCGAGCUCUCUCUCUCCUCCUCUCUCUCUCCUCUCCCCGCGAUGAUGGAGACGAUGCCCUCUUCAUCGUCGCCGUUGGAUUCGCUGAAUCAACCGCUCAGGAUCGCCUACGUCGUGUUCGCCUUUUGCUCCGCUUUUUUCCUCGGAGGCCUCAAAGCAUUUUUGGUGGGUCCUAUUGCGGCGGCGCUUCUUAUAAUUGGAAAUUUCGGGGUGAUACUUGGCCUCUUCCCUGCUCAUGUUGGGUGGACCGUUUACUCUAUCAUUAAGACCAACCGUGUCAAUGCAGCUCUCAAAUUCGCUCUACUUUUAGCUCUGCCAACAUUGUUUGGAUUAUGGCUAGCUCUCAGCAUUUCUGGAAGUGUCUUAGUCGGGCUCGGUUACGGCUUCUUUACGCCGUGGGUCUCCACUUUUGAGGCCUUUCGAGAGGAUAGUGAAACCAAGAAGUUCCUCCACUCUGUUGUGGAUGGAACUUGGGGCACAAUCCGAGGGAGUUGCACGGUGGUUAGGGACUUUGCAGAUAUGUGCUACCACUCCUACCCGCUCUACCUGAAAGAAUUUCGCGAGAGCCCUGCUAAUCUUCAGCCCUACUCAAUCAGGUUGCUGUAUGUGCCUGCUUGUAUUCUUGUUGCUCUGCUGGGCUUAACAGUGGACGUGCCGCUUUACACCAUCAUAGCUUUAAUAAAGAGCCCUUAUAUGCUUUUCAAGGGGUGGCAGAGGUUGCUUCAUGACUUGAUAAGUAGAGAAGGGCCAUUUCUUGAAACAGUUUGUGUGCCAAUCGCUGGUCUCGCUAUUCUUCUGUGGCCUCUCAUUGUCGUUGGAAGUGUUCUCUUGGCUAUUGUCUCAAGCAUUUUCAUUGGACUCUAUAGCUCAGUUGUUGUGUAUCAGGAGAGGUCUUUCCGAAGGGGAGUCGCUUUUGUAGUUGCCAUGGUUUCGGAGUUUGAUGAGUACACUAACGAUUGGCUCUAUCUGAGAGAAGGGUCUAUCCUUCCAAAGCCCCGAUACAGAAAGAGGAAACAAUCUCGCUCAGAAGAGUUUUCUGUAGGACCCACUGUUGCUAAAGGAGAGGCCUCCACUUCUGGUUCGUCUGGAGCUCCUGGUUUGUUGGUGCCGAAGCUGGCCCCUUCAAGAUCGGUUAGAGAGGCAAUACAAGAAGUGAAAAUGGUACAGAUAUGGGAGAAUAUGAUGAAAUCAUGCGAAAUGAGGGGAAGAGAACUCAUUGAUUCAAACUCUAUAACGUCGGUUAAUCUAAUUGAGUGGUUGGGAACAAAGGGAAAUAGCCAAGAAUUUGUGGGCCUCGGGCUACCUUCUUAUGCUUUCCUCCAAUCUCUCCUCUACUCUAUCAAGUGCGGUUCGAGCGGACUAUUGCUAAGUGGCGGUAUUGAGGUCAACCAUCUCAAUCGCCCGCAGGAUCGGGUCGUCGAUUGGUUCUUUCACCCUAUCAUGGUUUUGAAGGAUCAAAUCCAGGUCUUGAAACUGAGGGAGGAGGAAGUGAGUUUAUUGGAAAAACUAGUUCUCUAUAUUGGUAAUAGUCAAAGUGCUAGUGCAUCGAGUAGUAUUCCGGUUAUCCCUCAAGAUGCUCUCAGGCUUGCUCAGAUUCAGGCCAUUAGCAGAAGGUUAGUCGGCAUACAAAGGAGCAUAUCGAAGUUCCCGACAUACAGAAGGAGAUUCAGGCAUGUAGUGAAACUGCUUCUCGCGUAUUCUCUCUCUCGAGAGGGGUUAGAUGGCUCACAUUCAACUACGUCGGCCUCUUCGAAUGAAAUUGUGAUAGCUGAAGCGUAGUGAUCUUUUCUUUUACUUCAUGUAUAUUACCAUUUAAUUGAGUGCUUUAAUUUGUGAUUGAGGCCUACGUAAUACUUUUUUGUUAGUUUAGUGUGUAAAGUUUAAGAAAGAGGUAGUGUCAGCGCAAGGAAAAGUUAUUUAUGGGCACUGUAAUAUCUAAGUUGUGAAAUUCUUGAGCUCAGUUACAAAAUUGCGAAAAGAACCUGACUCUUGUAAAUAUGUUUCUUUUUAGACUUAAUACAGAAAAGAUUUAUUCUUUUUUUUUUUU
This is a messenger RNA of Ananas comosus (pineapple), 2090 nucleotides long. RefSeq lists its product as uncharacterized. Bases 86 to 1822 code for a protein of 578 amino acids. The transcript has 9 exons. Lineage: Eukaryota; Viridiplantae; Streptophyta; Magnoliopsida; Poales; Bromeliaceae. The record is from RefSeq and is a predicted model, not a curated record.